Molecule: messenger RNA, 2385 nt
Organism: Cadophora gregata
Lineage: Eukaryota; Fungi; Ascomycota; Leotiomycetes; Helotiales; Ploettnerulaceae
Exons: 4
Coding region: 338-2173 (611 amino acids)
Biological process (GO): carbohydrate metabolic process
Molecular function (GO): hydrolase activity, acting on carbon-nitrogen (but not peptide) bonds
Source: RefSeq, a predicted model, not a curated record
CUCAGUGGGGCUUGAGCAGUUGCAAUCCCAGUGCAAUUGCAUCCAGCACCCUCAGGUUUUUCACUCCACCAUUUGUUAAAAUAGAUUACUUCGCGCUCUUUCUUUUGCUACAUUUUCUCAUCUCACCACUUGAUUUUGUUUUCUGUUUGCAAUUAUUACAUAAAAAGGGGGGCUAAGCGAAGUGCCAUGCCGAUAAGAGAUGUGCGAUUAAGCAUGGCUUCUUGAUAAUCUUGACCCGUGGUGCGAUUUUCUUUUGCGAUGUUUAAUAUUGUUCUGAAUUUGAAUCAAAUCAUAUUUCUUGACGGCCAGACAUCCGGUCUAGUAAGAACUCGCCGCCAUGUCUUUCCUAGGUCUUGAAGGCUUGCAUGUAUUCAUCACCGGCGCAGCUGGAGGCAUUGGAGGCCAAGCAGUCAAGGAAUUCCUAGGCCAGGGAUGCAAAGUGACUGCCCACGACCUGAAACCCAGCAGUGUAGCACCAUCACCAAAUUUAUUCACAGUCAGCGGCGACAUCUCGUCCGAAGAAUCUAUCAAGAGCUGCAUUGCCCAAGCUAAAGACCACUUCGGACCCAUCAACAUUCUCAUUGCCAAUGCAGGAAUCACCGACGAGUCCAACUCCUACCCAAUUUGGGAGCUCCCACUCGAUCUUUGGGAGAAGACCUACAACACCAAUAUCCGCGGCACUUUCCUCACCAUCAAGCAUUUCCUUCGCUCUGCCGAAGAGACACAGAAAGCUGCCGGUGGAAAAGAACUCGAGCAUCUGUCUAUCGUAGUCACGGGUUCAGAAUGUGGCAAGUUCGGUCAAGCAGGACAUUCAGAGUAUGCUUCUGGAAAGGCAGCAUUGCAAUACGGACUCAUCCGUGGUGUCAAGAAUGAGAUCGUGAGAUUGAAUAGCAAGGCAAGGAUCAAUGCUGUUGCGCCUGGUUGGGUCAAUACCCCUUUGAUCGAGGGACGCUUAGAUGAUCCGAAUGAGAUGUGGACGGAAGCUCAAGCUACAGUUCCGCUGCGCAAGAUUGCUCAGCCAGAAGAUGUUGCGAGAGCAAUGGCCUUCCUGGCUAGUCAUCGAGCAGCUGGGCACAUUUCAGGCGAAUGCAUCAGUGUCGAUGGUGGAAUGGAAGGUAGAGUUGUAUGGAAAGCGGAGGAGGUUAUCAAAACUUCACCCACCUCAGUCCUCACAUCCGCAAAGGAGAAAGCCCAGUUGAUUAUUCCCACCUCAACAGUCCCUCAAGCCCUGACUACGCCACCGAAACGCAAGAUCCAAAUCCUCCUCUCCAUCGAUUUUGACGCCGUAUCAGGCUUCCUCGGAACAGGCGCCGCGCCAACAAACAAUAUGGCCGACUUCUCAUCCGGGUUCUUCGCCGGUCAAGUCGGCGUGCCUCGACUCCUCAAACUCUUCAAGAAACACGGAAUCUCAUCUAACGUGACGUGGUUUAUCCCCGGUCACUCCAUGGAGACGUUUCCUAAAGAGACGAAGAAGAUCGUGGAGAGCGGUGCCGAAAUCGCCUGUCAUGGGUAUGCGCAUGAGGGCGGGUCCCAGAUGAGCGAGAAACAGGAGAAGGAGGUCAUUUUGAAGUGCGUGGAGCUUGCUACGGCUUUAACGGGGAAAAAACCCAGGGGAUGGAGGGCACCGCUUUAUCAGAUUCGGGAACAUACUGUUAGGGUAUUAGAGGAGCAGGGCUUCUUGUACGAUACUUCUUUGACACACCAUGAUUCGCAACCCUACUUUCUGCCUCAAGCACCAGCCAUCCAACCGAUCGAUUUCUCGCCUCACCUCUCAGCUUCAUCAUGGAUGAAGCCACUUCCCAAACCAUCUCCCCCAACGACAAAAACUCUAGUCGAACUCCCUUGCAACUGGUACAUGGAAGACAUGACACCCAUGCAAUUCCUCCCCGCGGCGCCCAACUCGCACGGCUACGUAACUGCAAGCAGUAUAAUGGAGAUGUGGAAAUCGCGUUUUGAUUUCCUGUACAACGAGUUUGACGAAGAGGAGAGAAAAGAGGCAGGGAAAGGCGACUUCGUGUUUCCGCUUGUGCUGCAUCCAGAUACGAGUGGCAUGGCGCAUGUCAUUGGUAUGAUUGAUAAGAUGAUUGGGUGGUUGAAGAGUAGAGGAGAGGAGGUGCAGUUUUGCAAGUUUGAGGAUGUGGCGAGGGAGUGGAGGGAGGCCCAGAAGAUCUAAACAUUGCAAGUAGGUGUUACUCAACAUUUCCAAUCGCACAUAACAGCAAUCUAGUCACCAAACAGGAUAUCAAAAUACAUGGAAAUCUAUAUUACGCUCCUCCUACACGCUCUUCUUCCCCUCCAACCUCCUCCUCCUCCCCUCCUCCGCCAACUCAUUCUGCCUCAAAAUCGCCGCCCUACACUCCCCCCACUCCAUCGCCCUCCUCUUCC